CGGAGCAUGGGGGAAAUAACCAGGCAUCUGGCGAUCACCGUGGCCAGAUGCCAGAAAGUUUGGCACCAGCUCCGGUACAAGUACCGAGCAAUAAGGAUACGUGAGCUGGCAGCGGUCAAUAAGACAGGAUAUCCCCCUUCGCCUCCUAAGUGGCACUGCUAUAGGCCAAUGAGCUUUCUGCAGGAAACAGUUGAUGAGUCGCUGAGAGCGAAUGAUAGAACGCUCAGAAGAAAAUGUGAUGGGGCCUCCAAUUGCCUCUUCUGCGCGGUGGCCCGCAGCAGAGGGAAGGGAAUUCGCAAAAACAAGACGGUCUAUACACAAAACAAAUUAAUGAUUUUCCUGUUUUGCAAGCUUUCCUCUAAAAAUGAAAAACGGAAACUUAUUCAACUUGUAUCGGGGCACCCCAUGCUCUGGCAGACAAAUAACAACUAUUAUAAUGAUAGGAAACAGAGUGCCGGAGCAUGGGGGGAAAUAACCAGGCAUCUGGCGAUCACCGUGGCCAGAUGCCAGAAAGUUUGGCACCAGCUCCGGUACAAGUACCGAGCAAUAAGGAUACGUGAGCUGGCAGCGGUCAAUAAGACAGGAUAUCCCCCUUCGCCUCCUAAGUGGCACUGCUAUAGGCCAAUGAGCUUUCUGCAGGAAACAGUUGAUGAGUCGCUGAGAGCGAAUGAUAGAACGCUCAGAAGAAAAUGUGAUGGGGCCUCCAAUUGCCUCUUCUGCGCGGUGGCCCGCAGCAGAGGGAAGGGAAUUCGCAAAAACAAGACGGUCUAUACACAAAACAAAUUAAUGAUUUUCCUGUUUUGCAAGCUUUCCUCUAAAAAUGAAAAACGGAAACUUAUUCAACUUGUAUCGGGGCACUCCAUGCUCUGGCAGACAAAUAACAACUAUUAUAAUAAUAGGAAACAGACUGCCGGAGCAUGGGGGGAAAUAACCAGGCAUCUGGCGAUCACCGUGGCCAGAUGCCAGAAAGUUUGGCACCAGCUCCGGUACAAGUACCGAGCAAUAAGGAUACGUGAGCUGGCAGCGGUCAAUAAGACAGGAUAUCCCCCUUCGCCUCCUAAGUGGCACUGCUAUAGGCCAAUGAGCUUUCUGCAGGAAACAGUUGAUGAGUCGCUGAGAGCGAAUGAUAGAACGCUCAGAAGAAAAUGUGAUGGGGCCUCCAAUUGCCUCUUCUGCGCGGUGGCCCGCAGCAGAGGGAAGGGAAUUCGCAAAAACAAGACGGUCUAUACACAAAACAAAUUAAUGAUUUUCCUGUUUUGCAAGCUUUCCUCUAAAAAUGAAAAACGGAAACUUAUUCAACUUGUAUCGGGGCACUCCAUGCUCUGGCAGACAAAUAACAACUAUUAUAAUAAUAGGAAACAGACUGCCGGAGCAUGGGGGGAAAUAACCAGGCAUCUGGCGACCACCGUGGCCAGAUGCCAGAAAGUUUGGCACCAGCUCCGGUACAAGUACCGAGCGAUCAGGGUACGUGAGCUGGCAGCGAUAAAAGAAACAGGAUGCAAAUAUCCCUACGCCUCCUAAGUGGCAUUGCUAUAGGCCAAUGGGCUUUCUGCGGGAAACAGAUCAUGAGUCGCUGAGAGCGAAUGGUGUGAUAGAACGCUCAGAAGAAAAUGUGAUGGGGCCUCCAAUUGCCUCUUCUGCGCGGUGGCCCGCAGCAGAGGGAAGGGAAUUCGCAAAAACAAGACGGUCUAUACACAAAACAAAUUAAUGAUUUUCCUGUUUUGCAAGCUUUCCUCCAAACAGUAUAAAAAGGAUUUGAUCCGACUUGUAUCGGGGCACCCCAUGCUCUGGCAGACCAAUGACCCAUUCUAUAAUAAUAGAAGAAAGAUUGCCGGAGCAUGGGGGGAAAUAGCCAGGCAUCUGGCGACCACCGUGGCCAGAUGCCAGAAAGUUUCUCACCAGCUCCGGUACAAGUACCGAGCGAUCAGGGUACGUGAGCUGGCAGCGAUAGAAGAAACUGGAUAUCCCCCGACGUCUCCUAAGUGGCAUUGCUAUAGGCCAAUGAGCUUUCUGCGGGAAAUAGUUGAUGAGUCGAUGAGAGCGAAUGGUGUGAUAGAACGCUCAGAAGAAAGUGUGAUGGGGCCUCUAAUUGCCUCCUCUACGCGGUGGCCCGCAGCAGAGGGAAGGGAAUUCGCAAAAACAAGACGGUCUAUACACAAAACAAAUUAAUGAUUUUCCUGUUUUGCAAGCUUUCCUCUAAAAAUGAAAAACGGAAACUUAUUCAACUUGUAUCGGGGCACUCCAUGCUCUGGCAGACAAAUAACAACUAUUAUAAUAAUAGGAAACAGACUGCCGGAGCAUGGGGGGAAAUAACCAGGCAUCUGGCGACCACCGUGGCCAGAUGCCAGAAAGUUUGGCACCAGCUCCGGUACAAGUACCGAGCGAUCAGGGUACGUGAGCUGGCAGCGAUAAAAGAAACAGGAUGCAAAUAUCCCUACGCCUCCUAAGUGGCAUUGCUAUAGGCCAAUGGGCUUUCUGCGGGAAACAGUUCAUGAGUCGCUGAGAGCGAAUGGUGUGAUAGAACGCUCAGAAGAAAAUGUGAUGGGGCCUCCAAUUGCCUCUUCUACGCGGUGGCCCGCAGCAGAGGGAA
Molecule: messenger RNA, 2590 nt
Organism: Anopheles merus
Lineage: Eukaryota; Metazoa; Arthropoda; Insecta; Diptera; Culicidae
Exons: 13
Coding region: 7-1521 (504 amino acids)
Biological process (GO): regulation of transcription by RNA polymerase II
Cellular component (GO): nucleus; transcription regulator complex
Source: RefSeq, a predicted model, not a curated record